Thelazia callipaeda (thelaziosis nematode) is the source of this 372-nucleotide messenger RNA. Lineage: Eukaryota; Metazoa; Nematoda; Chromadorea; Rhabditida; Thelaziidae. The record is from the annotation of a GenBank genome assembly.
AUGUUAAAUCGAGAAACAGUCGAUUCUUUCAUACGAGAUUUGCAAUAUCCUACUCUUGGAAUUAUUCUCUAUUUACUACUUCCUUUACUUUCAGCUUCCACAAUAGCAUGUACAAGAAGAUAUAAAUGUUCAAUAUCAGAAAGAACAGACUACGACACUCACCUGCCGGAAUCUGUAGUUACGGAAGAAAUCUUUGUGCCUAUAGGAAAGUCAUCCAGAAACGCAGCACCUUUAAAAGGUGCAAUGACUGCGCACGAGGAUAAAAAAACAACUCAAACUUUAACCGGAACAUUGCAUGCACCAAAAUCUAGUAGCAUACGAUUUACCGAGGAGCGCCAUCGAUCGCGUACUAUUAAUAUUGUUAAUGAUUGA